UCUUAAGAACAUUGUUCCUCCAAUGACAGUCACUCUGACCCCCUGGGACCUGACUGGUCCCGCUGGUCAGAAGAGCGGAAAUCCAGGAAAGCCGCACACACUAGCCUUAAAAGAUGGAGGAGAAAUGUUCAAGGACGAAGAGAAAGUAUGGAGAGGAGAAAGAGUGACAGUAAUAGCUUAUUAGAGGUGAAGGUGGCUGGGAAAGAGGAAGAGGAGGAGUAUGGAGUAUGGAUCGAGGUUCCUUCCCAUCUCUGCCUUGAACCUAAAUGUUUCAGAGUCCAACCCGAUAUUUGUGGUUCUUUCCUGGCUACUGGCUACUGAGCCUUGGGAUUUUGCAAGUUUUAAUGUGCAGAAUCUAAACAUCCACAUCGUGACAUCAUUUUUUUUCUCUUCUACUUUUACAGACUUGAACUAUGCAUAACAAAGAACACAGCAUUACUUCAUCUUUUCAUCUUUAUUUGUGCUUGUUAGUUUGGCAGUCUGUACACAGCUAAGUGAUAGAGAAAACCAUGUCAAUACAGCAAAAUCCCAGUUUGUCUCAGUCUGUCCUGCUUUGCUAUUGCUGGUGUGGUGUGGCUGGUGUUCUGUGGAGAGCGAGUAAGCGACCACACGUGUGUGUGUUUUGGAGCUACGGGCCUCCUGCCAACUGUCACGCCUAGCUAUAAAGCACCACCGCCGCCCCGCCGCCCACCCACCACUCCGGCCACCUAGCUCCCCAGGGCUCCCCGUAGGAUGGGCCGUGGAGUGUGCGUGGCCGGGGAACACCAUGAGUGCCCUGCAGCAGCAGCAGCAGCAGUCUACCUCAGGCGGGAGUCACCAGGAGCCAGGCAGCGCCGGUCACAGAGAAGAGGCCAGAAUUGAGUGUCUGCUGUGUGGUAAAAGUUUUAGAGACAGAAGUGUACUGAGGUACCACAGCCUGAGACACAGCGGUAUUAAGGACCAUGAGUGUCAGGAGUGUGGCAAGAAAUUUACCACAAAGUUUGAGCUCACCAGACACAGCCUGACACACAGCGGUGUUAAGAAUCAUGAGUGUCUGGAGUGUGGCAGGAAAUUUACCGAAAAGUCUAACCUUUCCAAACACAGCCUGACACACAGCGGUAUUAAGAAUCAUGAGUGUCUGGAGUGUGGCAAGAAAUUUACCACAAAGAGUACUCUAACCACACACAGCCUGACACACAGUGGGGUUAAGAAUCAUGAGUGUUUGGAGUGUGGCAAGAAAUUUGCUAGAAAGAGUAACCUCACCACACACACCCUGACACACAAUGAUGUUAAGAAUCAUGAGUGUCUGGAGUGUGGCAAGCAAUUUACCAGAAAGUAUGAACUAACCAGACACACCCUGACACAUAUCGGUGUUAAGAAUCAUGAGUGUCUGGAAUGUGGCAAGAAAUUCAUCACAAAGUAUGAACUCACCUCACACAGCCUGACUCACAGCGGCGUCAGGAAUCAUGAGUGUGAGGAGUGCGGCAAGAAAUUCACUAGAAAGUCUAAUCUCACCGCACACAGCCUGACACACACUGGCAUUAGGAAUCACGAGUGUCUGGAGUGUGGCAAGAAAUUCUUAACCAGUGGUACUCUCAACAGACACACCUUCAGACACACUGGCUUGAGGGAGUUCAAGUGUGAUGUUUGUGGCAAGUGUUUCAAGACAAAGACAGAGAUUGCCCAGCACAUGAAGAUCCACUUCUGAGGUGGUGGUGGUGGUGUGUGCGAUGAAUGGUGAGACAGUUGUGUGUCCAUCAUUGUCUUCAUUAUAAUGGUGCAAUACAUUAUAACUUAUUCCCAGCAUUUGUAUUUACUGUGUUCACUUUGUCACUUUUCUUCAUCGGACAUUUGUUGUCAAAUUUAUUGAUAUUUUGUAACUUUUUUAUUGAUUUUAUUUCUAGUUUGUCGUUGAUUUGGCUUAUUAUGAAAGUGAUGUGUUCUGGUGUGUCCGGAUGAAGUGUGUUCUGCAGGACGGAGCAACACAACCAGUAAAACAUAGGAAAGAGAAAA
Messenger RNA from Portunus trituberculatus (swimming crab), 1992 nucleotides. Its product is annotated as zinc finger protein 33B-like. Gene Ontology annotation, molecular function: RNA polymerase II cis-regulatory region sequence-specific DNA binding; DNA-binding transcription activator activity, RNA polymerase II-specific. Gene Ontology annotation, biological process: regulation of transcription by RNA polymerase II. Bases 767 to 1687 code for a protein of 306 amino acids. NCBI's taxonomy places the organism in Eukaryota, Metazoa, Arthropoda, Malacostraca, Decapoda, Portunidae. Gene Ontology annotation, cellular component: nucleus. The record is from RefSeq and is a predicted model, not a curated record. The transcript is spliced from 2 exons.